This is a messenger RNA of Cephus cinctus (wheat stem sawfly), 1940 nucleotides long. Its product is annotated as TELO2-interacting protein 2. Lineage: Eukaryota; Metazoa; Arthropoda; Insecta; Hymenoptera; Cephidae. Bases 683 to 1939 code for a protein of 418 amino acids. Gene Ontology annotation, cellular component: cytosol; centrosome; nucleoplasm. The record is from RefSeq and is a predicted model, not a curated record. The transcript is spliced from 6 exons.
UUUUGAAUAAAUUUUCAAAGUAAAUCAAGAUCCAAUAAUAUUUAGUAAAAAUUUAGGUGCUACACGGGUGUAAAGUUGACACUGCGCUUUCUUAAAAGUGUCUUAAAAAUUUUUCAACAAUAGACUUUUUCAAUAUUUCUUCAGAAGUUCUAUAGUUUUCGGUCUCGUUCUAAGGGUUGUUUUGGGAACCAGCGGUGAGUAACGGAGAACCUCUGCUCGCCAGUCUACGCGUUCGUGUUCACUUUUAGUUCGGCUACGACGGGAUUCGCAUUGUCGACGGACACGAGGAUCACAAAGUCAUACUUCCAGACUUGCCGCCACAAUUUAGCGCCAUGCUUUUGGUAUCGCCUAAAACCGUAGCGUUGUGCAUCUCCCCACUCAUCUCUGGUAGCACGCAUUUUCGCAGACUUCGUUUCCACUGGUUGCCACCUUCAGAGAAUUUAAACAAAGUUAACGAAAUUCAUUAGUCAAUUCCAUUCAACUUUUACACGGAUUAAUUAUUCUUGUUUAAGCUCUGCAAGGUGGAUACGUAGUCUCGUUGAAUACGUUUAUACGAUCUGUACUUAACUGAUAUAUAACUACAUGCGGCGUGUAUCGUAUCGAUAAAGGAACGAAAAAGAGCGUGUGGGAAACUGGUUUUACAACUUUAUUGUCAGCUCCUAUCCAUUUUCACACAAUCGAUAUGGGAGACACUACAAAAGAGGACUGCAGGAUAAAUGAAAACUUUUGGAAAAACUGUGUAGAACUAAUCGAAAAAACAUUGGUCCCUGAAAAAUCGAUUGGUGCAAGCAGACCAUGUGAGCAGAAGGAUUUUCGAGAAUAUAGACAAACCGUUGAUGAAAAACUCAAUGUAUUAAAAUGUACUCUUCAGUCUAUGUGUUACAACAAUAAUAACGACAGUAUAAAUUUGCUUAUUGAGACACCCAUAGAAAAAUUGUUCACUGUACAUCUAUUAUUACUCAUUGGGGAACAUUGUGAACAAAAUGUUUGGAAUACUGCGCACUCAGUUCAUUUAUCUAAAGAAUUAGAAAGCAUUCUAUGUGACAUAUGUCAUUGUACAAAUGUGUAUCAGAUUAUGAUAAAAAAUGAUAUAAUUAGUUCAAUGUUACUAAUUUUGAGGCCUAAGUUGUUCAAGAAUACUUGGAAAGCUUAUCCCGCAGCUGUAACUUCUUACAAAUGGCUAUUACAACAAGUUCAGAAACCCAGAUUACUUAAUUAUAUGACAGAUAUACUACCAACUGCACUAAUAAUUUUAGAUGAUUAUGUUCCUAAUAAUAAAAUUAUUGCAUUGGAAUGUCUCAGAAUAAUCAUGGAACAUGGAUUCAUGGCAAGGGAAUUGGUUGAGCAUGGUUAUGCUGAUGUUAUCUUUGAUGCUCUUGAACAUUUGACUCAUCAUCGCGAGGCACAGUACAUCAUCCCAUUGUAUUCUUGUAUUAGUCUUGUGUUAAGAACUCUUGAGAUUGAUAACAAUGAUGAAAAUCUACUAGAGUGGAGUAAACGUGAUGACGUUUUGUUAACAUUACUUAACAAUAUGGAGUGUGAACAAAACUUGGAAUUGCGCGAAACAUACAUGUUGAGUCUUCUGCCCCUCUUAACAAAGAUUGGAAGUGCAAAGUGGUGUAAGAGACUGACAAGAAUCAUUGUCGAGUAUUGUCAACAUUACACGCAUAUAAAAACAAUAAGAGCUACAUUAAGAACUGCGCGAGGUCUACUUCAAUUAUUCCAUCCUCGGAUGGCAGCACAUUGCGUUGUGCUGUAUACCGCUUUCUUGAAGCUGUGGAUGGAUUUGGCUGAAGCCGCAGUAUUUGACAAUGAGACUAUUCAUAUUUUGAAAGAAUGUAUUUUUCUAUUGCAAAAAUUAACACCUGUAGUAGGAAGGGUAAUCUAUGACGAUCGAGUACGAUUAAUUAUUAAUAAUUGUUCACAGUUUGCAACUUGAG